Messenger RNA from Danio rerio (zebrafish), 1773 nucleotides. The record is from RefSeq and is a predicted model, not a curated record. Lineage: Eukaryota; Metazoa; Chordata; Actinopteri; Cypriniformes; Danionidae.
AUGCAAAGACCAGCAGCAAGAUGCUGUGACGGAAGAGCUGAUGUAGAAGCUGCAGCAGGACACCCUUGUUCACCAGAAGAUGAUUUGGCCCAACGCAUUUGUCUGCUCUUUCUCCGCAGAGAACUCCUGGGUGGUGGGAAUGGACCUGUUGCGAAGCGAUCAGGUCAUGAUGUCACCCUCAUUAAUGAAGGUCCUCCAGCAGUUUACCAGCUGAACACUGAAAGAAAAUACAUUGAUGGAAACAAUAAAAAGCUCAGACAGUGGACUUUUGGAGAAAUGGACAAAAACAAACAGAACAAAGUCCUUCUGAUGGUGGGCGAAACUGGCACUGGGAAAACAACACUCAUCAACACCAUGAUCAACCACUUACUGGGAGUGAAGUUUGAGGAUCAAGAGUUUUAUCAAAUCACUGAAGAAGAACAGGAAGAUCAAUCCCAAUCCCAGACCUCUGAGAUCACAGUUUAUGAGGUGUUUGUUAAAGAAAACCCAACAUCUCUGACCAUCAUCGACACUCCAAGUUACGGACACACUAAAGGAUUCGAGAAAGAUGGAGAGAUUGCAGAAUAUCUGAGCAGAUUAUUUGCAGAUGAGGAUGGGGUUCAUUAUAUUGACGCAGUGUGUUUUGUGAUGAAGGCGUCUCAGAAUCGACUCUCUGGAAAAGAGCAUUACAUCUUUCACUCAGUUCUGUCUCUGUUUGGUAGAGAUAUUGAGAACAACAUAGUGUUUCUGUUCACUCAUUCAGAUGGAGGACCACCAGCAGAUGCUCUCAAUGCCAUCGAUAAAGCAGAAAUACUCUGCAGAAGAGACAGCAGAGGAAAACCUGUUCACUUCUUGUUUAACAACCGACAAGAGGAGAAAAAGGAUGAUGUGUAUGAGCACGUGUUUAGGUCAGCCUGGGAAAUGGGAGAGAGAAGCAUCAAUGAGUUCUUCAAAAUCCUGGAAGAGAAGAACAGAAAAAGUCUUCAGAUGACUUUAGAGGUUAUGAAGGAGAGAACAAGACUUGAUGCUUGUGUCUGUAAUCUGAAAGAGCGAAUUCAUGAGAAGGAGAAAACAACUGAUGAACUGACUCAGAUUCGGAAAGCUCUUAAAGAGAACAGAGAGAAGAUUAUAAACCAUAAAAACUUUCAGUUUACAGUUAAUAAAGUUGUCAAAAAAAAAGUUCCCAUUGUGAAUAAACCACUGUGGAACAGCAAAGCCACCUGCUGCUCCGUCUGUGAGGAAAACUGUCAUGAAUGGGGUUGCUCUUGGGUCUCUUCUGAUAAUCUCCAAUUGUGUUAUGUCAUGAAAAAUGGCUACUGCACUGUGUGUUCAGGAAAGUGUCAUUACAGCAAACACAUCAGAGAGAACAAAAAGUAUGUGACCAAGACAGAGGAAGUCACAAUGACAUUUAAUAAGCUUCAACAGCAACAUGAAGAAUAUGAAGAAAUCAUGAAAGAGUAUCGGUGUAAAACAGAGAUAGAAUAUAAACUGAUCAGAGAUCUGGAGAACAAUAAAUCUAAAAAGUCAAAACCACUGCAUGAAGCUUAUAUCAGCAUCAUGAGACUCUGUGACAUCGCACUAAAAGCAGACAGCGCUUUCACUCUUCAGCAUCUGGAUUUCCUGAUUCCCAGACUGAAGGAGGAAGAGGGAAAAGAGGAAUGGGUGAAGAACCUGGAGGAGCUGAAGAAAACUGGAGAAGAGCAGAAAAACACAGGAGCCGUACAUCAUCUGAUGGAUUUCAGCAAGCGAACAUGGAACCAAUUUGUCAGUCGUAUAACUGAUGAAAAUGAAUAA